Molecule: messenger RNA, 507 nt
Organism: Prunus dulcis (almond)
Lineage: Eukaryota; Viridiplantae; Streptophyta; Magnoliopsida; Rosales; Rosaceae
Exons: 2
Coding region: 1-507 (168 amino acids)
Source: RefSeq, a predicted model, not a curated record
AUGUCGGAUUCCUCUUCAUCGAUCUCUGUUUCUUCAAUUAUGGUGAAAAAUAUUGCUGGAAUGAAUCUUUUCCUUUUGGUGCUGCGCAAAUACAAGCUUUUGGGGCUUAUCACUGGAUCGGAGCCUCCUCCACCUCAGACUAUUUCGACUUCAGCUGGUCUCUCUGUUGUUAAUCCUGCAUUUGAUCUCUGGUAUGAUCGUGAUCAGAGUGUCAUGAUUUGGCUCAUUUUUACUCUCUCCGAAGAUCUUCUCACCCACACUGUUGGUGUGGAAUCCUCACGUGAUAUGUGGCUUCUUUUGGAACAGCAAUUUGCUGGUGUCUCUCUUACCAAUAUCCAUCAACUGAGGUCUCGUUUGCAAUCGAUUACGAAAGGUGACUCUUCCAUGACGACUUAUCUUCACAGUAUUAAAGAAAUUGCUGACGGUUUGGCUGAUGUUGGUCAACCUCUCUCUGAAUCUGACAUUGUGGUCAGUGGCGGACCUGUGUACUCCAAACCUCUGUCUUAG